Messenger RNA from Dromaius novaehollandiae (emu), 5731 nucleotides. It is a transcript of the gene GALNT16, whose product is annotated as polypeptide N-acetylgalactosaminyltransferase 16. The transcript is spliced from 15 exons. Gene Ontology annotation, biological process: protein O-linked glycosylation. The record is from RefSeq and is a predicted model, not a curated record. The coding region runs from base 239 to 1948 and encodes 569 amino acids. Gene Ontology annotation, molecular function: polypeptide N-acetylgalactosaminyltransferase activity. Gene Ontology annotation, cellular component: Golgi apparatus. NCBI's taxonomy places the organism in Eukaryota, Metazoa, Chordata, Aves, Casuariiformes, Dromaiidae.
GGACCCUGCAGCUUGGGCUCUGCUUCCCUGCUCUGCAGGACUGAGCCGAGGCGAGAGCUAACGCAAACAGCUGUGCCUGCGAGCCCAGCCAGCUCGCCGAGCGAGGGGGAGAAUCCUCUCACCACGCCGCCGCCGCCGCCUCUCCCCUCCUUCCUGCGCUCGCUCCCGCUCUCGCCUCCCCUGGAAACCUCCGCUGCCAGCUGAGCCGGCGUUCCCAGGCGCCGCUGGGGCUCUCGGGAUGAGGCGGAUCAGGGCUAAUGCCAUCGCCAUCCUCACCGUCGCCUGGAUCCUGGGCACUUUCUAUUACUUAUGGCAGGACAACAAGCCCCAUUCAGCAGCAUCCAGCAGAUCCCCCAGCAGCAGCAGCAGCACCAGGAACGGGCAGAGACCAGCCGGGCGGCUGGAGAUCCACCGGGAAGACAGGACCAUCCCCCUCAUUAUGACAAGGGCUCCUCAAGGAGAGAAGAACAGCUGGAGGGGUUUUGACGAAAAGGCUUACUUGUCUUCAAAGUUGCUGAAGGCCGGAGAAGACCCCUACCGCCAACAUGCUUUUAAUCAGCUAGAGAGCGACAAACUCGGCAGCGAUCGGCCCAUUCGGGACACCAGGCAUUACAGGUGCGCCUCUGUACGCUAUGACACAGACUUGCCAGCUACGAGCCUCAUCAUCACCUUCCACAAUGAGGCUCGCUCCACCCUACUGCGCACGGUGAAAAGCGUCCUGAACCGCACCCCUCCCAGUCUCAUCCAGGAGAUCAUUUUGGUAGACGACUUCAGCUCAGAUCCUGAGGACUGUCAUCUCCUUACCAAGAUCCCAAAAGUCAAGUGUCUACGCAACACUCGGCGAGAAGGGCUGAUUCGCUCUCGGGUGCGAGGAGCUGACAUGGCCACCGCUGACAUCCUCACCUUCUUGGACAGUCACUGUGAAGUCAACAGCGAGUGGCUGCAGCCGAUGCUUCAGAGAGUGAAAGAGGAUUAUACCCGAGUGGUGAGUCCAAUCAUUGAUGUUAUCAGCCUGGAUAAUUUUGCCUACCUGGCAGCAUCAGCAGAUCUGAGGGGAGGAUUUGACUGGAGCCUUCACUUUAAGUGGGAACAGAUUCCUAUAGAGCAGAAGAUGUCCAGAACAGACCCAACACAGUCUAUAAGAACCCCUGUCAUAGCAGGAGGCAUCUUUGUGAUUGACAAGUCUUGGUUUAACCACCUGGGAAAAUAUGAUACUCAGAUGGACAUCUGGGGAGGAGAGAAUUUUGAGCUCUCUUUCCGAGUAUGGAUGUGCGGUGGCAGCUUGGAGAUCAUUCCCUGCAGUCGAGUGGGACAUGUGUUCAGGAAGCGCCAUCCCUAUGACUUUCCUGAGGGCAAUGCAUUAACUUAUAUCAAGAAUACCAAGCGCACAGCAGAGGUGUGGAUGGACGAAUACAAGCAGUACUAUUAUGAGGCCCGGCCAUCUGCCAUUGGCAAGUCAUUUGGAAGCAUUGCAGAGCGAGUGGAGCAGCGCCGCAAACUGAACUGUAAAUCCUUCCAGUGGUAUCUGGAGAACGUCUAUCCAGAACUCAAGGUUCCUGAAAAGGAGUUAAUUCCGGGGAUAAUUAAACAAGGAGGAAAUUGCCUGGAGUCUCGGGCACAGGAUAUGACAGGGAACAUGUUGGCUGACAUGGGAAACUGUAAAGGGACAGUGAACAAUCCACUUGUCACUCAGGAGUGGAUAUUCAGUGACCCACUAAUUAGACAGCAGGACAAGUGUCUUUCCAUUACCUCCUUCUCCACUGGCUCUCAAAUCACACUGGAAGCCUGCAAUCAGAAAGACGGCAGACAGAAGUGGAAGAUGAAAGGCGGCUUCAUUCAACACUUUGUCAGCGGUCUCUGCCUGGAAAACCAAGCUGGAAGAGUGGUGACCAACCCUUGCCAAGCAGAUGUACCUGGCCAACAGUGGGAGUUGCUACAAGCCACAUGAUGGUAGCACAGAGAUGUCCUUGUUUCUUUGUGCAUGAGAUCUUGGGAAUGGAAGGUGAUUAGGAAGGGAGAACUGGUUUAGUAUGUCUAACCCUAAAUGUUUUCAUCAUGCCCAUCAGCAAGCCACCAUUUCAGCUGAGCACUUCAUGUUUUUGAGCUUUUCAAAGAAGAAGCUGGGGGUGAGAGAGGGUGAGGAGUGUUGUUGAAAUUGGCCCAUCUGAUUUCAAUUCUCCUCUGUAACUGAUGUCUGUGCACAAUAGCACACAGAGUGAAGAAAGAACCCAAUCCAAUAAGUGACCAGAACUGCCUUGUAGCUCUCCUCAUCCAUUCCUUUCUCUGCAACCAGAGCCCAUGACCUUCGGUCCAACAAAUUAGAUGAUGAUUGUACAAGUAGUUGGCAGCUCUUCAGCUUCCCUGUCUUUUUUGCCCUACCAUCGUGCAUCAUUUAUGCAUGUGUGUGCUGCUGUGUUGCAGUAAGGACUGGCCAGUAGAAGAGUCAUCAUGAUUAGUGGAGAGGCUAGGAGGGGAUUAGCAGACCCUUAAGACAGAAUUGUAAUUUCUUUGCAGUAGGCCUGUUCCUUCCUCUGCCUGCAUAAGCUGCUCUGCAACCUAAUGGGCCAAGACUGGGAAAUGAGGCCCAACUCUGACAAAGCAACUGGGAAAGGGAUGAUCUGUUCUAGCAGCAGAGCCAGAGUUUGUUUGGGGGGCUACUCCCUAUUGAGUUUCUAUUCCCUGUUUUCUAUUGGUGGAAGGUCAGCACUGCCUCAGCAAGUAAACUAAUCCCCAGUCAGCCCAGCUGGACCCUGCCUGAGACUGGGUUCAGGAUGCCAAAUUCCUGUGGAAAAGAGCCUCUGGAUGAGGGACCUUCCACACAGGAACCUGGCACCCACCCUGGCCUGCAGUGUGUGUGUGUGUCCCCUGCUGCUCCUCUAGUCUGUCACCAACUGGUCUGGCGGUCAGGAAACAAGUGCCUAAGCCCUGGGACACAGGGGAUGCUGGAGCCACUCUCCAGCUGUACUGCAUGAUGCUGCCAGACACUGCUCAGCCUUGCAGUAAUGCAAAGAGCUGCUCUGGCAGAGUGUGCUGGCAAUAUCGCUGUAUUCAGAGCUGACAAGUGGAGAGAGGCACCAGCCUGAGGAAGGAGCACAUAUGACUCCCCCCUUGCAUGGAGGAAGGCAGAGGCUGCCCCUGCGUUAUCACAGGGUUCCUGCUACUGGCCAGGCUGAAGCACAGCCCUCUCACUGGCUCCCCACCUGAGUGUGGCCUGUGUGGACAUGGCCAGAGUGACAAGCCACCUGAUCCUUCUGCUUAGUUGCUUCCCCCUGCCUGGGGCAGGAGACUAAAAGGCCUGGGGCUGUUCCACUUGUGAUGCUCAGCUCUCCUCCCUGGGACCAGCUUGAGAAAGUUAGUUGGUAAAACUGAAACUGCUGUUUGCCUCUCCCAGAGAUGCAUAUUUGUGCACUGUGUAAAUACCACCAAGGUAUGAGUCUGCCCUGAUAGAUGUCUCCUUUGUGUUCUGGGGAUAUGAAGGAUGACUGGUGUAUCUAGCUAACAUCCCAUUCCCGCUUCCAGUGACUGGAUGAGUUUGGGUUCUUAGACCUGCCAGGGGAAGUUUACAUAUUCAAAGAAAAUGAAAAAUCCCCACAACGUUAGCUUCUCCUACUAGAUCUGUUUAACUUUCCUAUUGGAGCUAGGUUUGUAAACUAACACCCUUCCCCAAGAGCCUGGCAGAGGGACCAUGUGAUUUGGCUACCUUCAGUAGACAAUUGUUUGCCUGGGUCUCUCCUAAUCUGGUGUAAAAGAGACAGAGGAUGCUCAUUUGGAUUCUGAACAGCUGACUGCUUUUGAUCAUGUUUGUAUCACUUUUUAAUUCUUUCUCUCAACUUGUUAUUAGCCCAAACAGUUGACAAAAGAACAGAUACAGUUCUUUGUAUGCAUAUUUGUAUGUGCUCAGGAGUGGUUGUGUGAGAACUGAAGGAUUCUUUUUUUCCUGUUCUUGGCUCUUUUUUUUAUUUGAAAAAUGAGGUUAUUCAUGCAGUUGGGUGGCAGGAGCUCUUUUCCUGUUUCCCCCUUCACUUUGACAGCAGCUCACCAUCUUGACACUCUGAUUAACCAAAUGAACAACUGGCCAGCACAGUGAAAACUCAGGAGGCAAUUUCCUUCAUCCCCAUGCUUACAGCAUGGAGCAGCUAUACUUAUGUGUGGGAAGGAGGGCACUGACCCUGCAGAUUCUUCUCCUCUUUCCCUGCAGAGAUGCUUAGAGAGGCUUCGACUGCUGACACCGCAGCUUAGAAGAAACAGGACAGAGCAGGGAACAAAAGAAAAUAGCCUAGGAAAGGGAAGAGGGCAGGGCAGCCAGACACCAUCAGGGAUGGAGAGAUGCCAUCUUACUGGUAGUAGUUUUUUUAGACAAGAAGAUGCAGGAGAUGCUACUCUUCCUCAUUAGGUCAAAUUCUCACAUACCUGGCUAGAAAAAAGUUGAAGCAAAGACAGACAAAAGACCAGUGAGCAGGUACUGUAUAUAAUCUCUGUAGACAAUAAAAUGCUUAAGGAUUACAUAUUUUCAUCAAAACGCAUUGUAAGGGGACCAUCCAAGCUUCCCCCAUUUCGCUCCCCAGCAGGCCAAGGGUUGCAGCUAACAGCCUGUUCACUCCUCCACCAGGUACUGCUUCCUUCCUUCUUGCUCCCACUGUGUAUGUGCAGCUUUCUUGCAGCUUCUUCUUCAUAAUCUUCAUGGGACCAGGACCCAGCUCCUCUACAAACAUAUUUCCUGACUGCUGUGGAUAACAGGAACCCUGCUUCUAUACAGUCUCCAAGCUCUGAGUCAGCCCUGGGUCAAGGGGCUCUUGUUAGCACGCUGGCUACUGCCCUUGACUUUGUGCUUGGCUCCUAUGCUGAAGGUUACUGACUGCUCCCAGAGCAGAGGUAACUGGACUAACAUUUGUCUGUGUGUGCCUCUGUUAGCACCGUUCACCACCCGGCAUCCAUCUGGGGCUGUGAGCUAGGGCAGCUGAAGUUUGGACACUCUCCUUGUUCAGGUGCCCUAGCCUGGGGUGGAGAAGGGAAAGGGAGGGCAGAUGCUAGAGGUCAGUAACUUAAACUGCCCCUUCCAGUUAAGAGCUAGCAGAGUCUCAAAUCUACCCAGUUCUGAACAUGUUAUCCUGAGGUGGCCUCCCCUCUGCUGUACCCUACAGGCAGCCAAAGCACUGCUCACCAGACCUUCCCGCAGGCCCAGUGCAGACCUCCCCACACAUCUUCAUACAGAGGCCAUUGGUUUUCUCUGGGUUUUAGCAACUGCUGAAAAGAAUAGGCAUUACAAAAGGCUGCUUUCAAGUAUGGGCAAACUAAACUGUUUUGGAAGAGGGCUCCAGAGGGGUUUUUUGAAAGAAAACUGCCUGAGCCCUCAGAUUUGGCCCAAAGCUUUGUUUCUUUAACAUUCAGAACAAGCCGCUGCUCAUUCUUGUUUUCCUUACUUUAAACGGACCCCUAGACUGUGAAGACAGAGCAUUCACAUUGGUGAUGUUCGUUAAGAAAGCUGUUACUAUAUCAGAAGAUCCAAUGUAAUUUCAUGUGUUAUGUGGAGACUGAUGGGGAGUUAUUUAAGAGGAGCCAAAAUUACUGUUGUACAGAAAUCAAUCUCAAAGGGUUUAUUUUCCCCACUCUGUUGUAAAUUGCACUUUGCUAGAUGUAAGUUAUGUGGAAGCCAGAUUUGUUUUCCCUUUUCUUAAAGAAAGCAUGUGCCAGACUCUGUUUAAUGCCUGGAAUAAAAUCUAAUUUGAAACAA